Messenger RNA from Pygocentrus nattereri (red-bellied piranha), 1143 nucleotides. It is a transcript of the gene tnni4a, whose product is annotated as troponin I4a. Gene Ontology annotation, cellular component: troponin complex. Bases 89 to 658 code for a protein of 189 amino acids. The record is from RefSeq and is a predicted model, not a curated record. The transcript is spliced from 8 exons. Gene Ontology annotation, biological process: muscle contraction. Lineage: Eukaryota; Metazoa; Chordata; Actinopteri; Characiformes; Serrasalmidae.
ACUACACUGUCUUCCUCUGCCCCAUUCCUCUGGUGUUCUGAUCACUCGCCUCCUCUUCUCUGCACAGGACACGUAGCACAGGGUGACCAUGUCUGAAGGACCGGUAAGACCGAAAAAGUCCAGAUCCAGGUCUAAACCUAAGUCCAAUUACUCAGCGACCCGCAGGCUGAUGCUGAAGACCAAACUUCUGAGGAAGGCAGAGAGCUUGCUGGACAAGGAGAAAGAGCAGAAGAGAAUAGAGCGAGAUAAUGCUCUGAACGAGAGAGCGCCUCCUUUAAAGCUCUCCGGUCUCUCAGUACAGGAGUUGCAGGAACUUUGUAAAGAUUUGCACCAUAAGAUUGACAUUGUGGAUGAGGUGCGAUACGACCUUUCCAUAAAGGUGGCCAGAAAUGAUAUGGAGAUUCAGUCACUGCACCAGAAAAUCUUCGAGCUGAAGGGAAAAACGAAGAGACCCAAACUAAAGCGAGUGAAGAAGUCGGCGGAUGACGUGUUGGGAGCAAUGACUGACAACAAACUCAUGAAGACUGACUUCAAAGCCAACCUCAAGACUGUGAAAAAGGAGGAAGAAAAGAAAGAGGAGGUGACAGAUUGGAGGAAGAAUGUGGAAGCCAUGUCUGGGAUGGAGGGCAGAAAGAAGAUAUUUGACGCUGGCCAGUGAACCAGAGACAAAGCAAUUUAUAGGCUUUUAAAAAAAGAACAAGAUGGUUUUGCAGAAAGGAUAGGUUUGACUGGUCAGUUAUUUCUGCAGCAAGGACUGUUUAAGGACAACAAGAGGCUACCUGGAUAUGAAGGCAUAUUACUGUUUGGGUUUUAAUGCUUGUUUGGUUUUGUCGUGUGAUUGUUUGAACUUUCCAGAAACGUUAACAGAUCAGCCAUUCAUAUUUUCUAUCACAACACUGACUCGCUUAGAAUAUUGACUCCCGACUUGCUGCUGAAAUAUGUGCGUGUACCGUCAGGAGAGAAGGAUUAGUCAGCCGAACAAUCUAAUAUCCCUAUCAUGCCAACUGUGUAAAUAUUUAAAUCAUAUUCUGUGUGAUUAAGAUGAAUAUAUUUACUCUGUAUCCUGACACAAAACGUGCCGAUUUUAUCAUCUGCCUGCGUCUUGAAAACAGGAUACCUGAAUUAAAGGUGACACUAAGUGCA